Molecule: messenger RNA, 1520 nt
Organism: Syzygium oleosum
Lineage: Eukaryota; Viridiplantae; Streptophyta; Magnoliopsida; Myrtales; Myrtaceae
Product: large ribosomal RNA subunit accumulation protein YCED homolog 1, chloroplastic
Exons: 3
Coding region: 326-1291 (321 amino acids)
Source: RefSeq, a predicted model, not a curated record
UUUUCUUCCAACAGGAGUGGCUAAGGUCCGAGGCUCACGGUUUUCCGCCUUGCUGUCUGCUCGACCCUCCCGCCGUCCGUCGCCUCCGCUCCGGGCGGCCAUUUCCGCCGCCGCCGCCGAGCGUGCGCCGCCGCGUCUAGGUUCCUAACGCAGCCUGGCCUCUUCCAAAGUAUUUCAGAACCACCCCUCAUGAUAUAGUUAGUUGCACGCGUGCAAUCUAAUUUGGCGGUCUGGAAUGUUGUCUGCUGCGAGUUCAUAAUUCUAGGCUUUUCGUCCAAUUCUGAACUAGUUCUUCUCUGUCUUCGCCAAUUUUGGGACUUCUAAAAUGUCUCCUUUGACCUCAUCAUCGGUAACAGCUCCGUCCUGUUCUUGCGUAUAUAAAUCAUAUAGUUUGAAACCACAUAAGAAUGCUUCUUCCGUCAUAAGAGUUCCUGCUUGUCGCAAAGCUUCAUCCGGUGUUACCGGGCGUAUGCACACAGUUUUCAUACGCCCACCUUCAGACAGUUCAAAGGGUGCUCCGAGAGAUUGCAGUUCUCAGUCCUUCACUAGUGAUGAUACUUUAUUUUUUGAUUGGGGGGAUCAAGACCUGGAUGGCAAUGAGGAUGUGGACUCUCCAUGGGAAGGUGCUGUUGUUUAUAAGAGAAAUUCUUCAGUUUCACAUGUAGAAUACUGUACCACCCUAGAGAGGCUUGGGUUAGAGAAGCUUUCGACAGAGUUAUCCAAAUCUAGGGCCUCAGCGAUGGGAAUUCGUGUGACCAAGGCCGUGAAGGAUUAUCCUCACGGAACACCGGUACAGAUAUCAAUUGAUGUCAGUAGGAAGAAGCAAAAGUUGAGGCUCGACGGGAUAAUAAGAACUGUCAUCACUCUUGGUUGUAACAGGUGCGGCGAGCCUGCCGCUGACUGCAUAUACACCAAUUUCUCACUUUUGUUGACUAAAGAUCCCAUUGAAGAGCCUGAACUUAUCGACAUGGGGGUCAUCUUUGGAGAAGACAAGUCCAAACCAUUCCCAACUGGUGAGGAAGGAGACGACGAGGACGAGGCUUCUAUCGACCUGGAGGAUCGGCUGUAUUUUCCUCCCGAAGAGAAGGAAAUCGACAUCUCGAAGCACGUGAGGGACUUGGUGCACCUGGAGAUCACCAUAAGUGCCGUGUGCGAUCCUAAUUGCAAGGGCCUGUGCCUCCAAUGCGGUACGAAUCUGAACACCGGCAGUUGCAGUUGCGGGGAAGAGCAGGCGGAAAAGAAAGUUCGGGGCCCUCUCGGAAACCUUAGAAAGCAAAUGCAGCCAAAUUGAUAUUGAACCGGUGUAAUCGUAACUUUUUGUUCGAUACAUUUUUGUCAAUUGAUUGACAUUUUUGCUGUCGUUUAUGCAAGUGCUACAAAAUGAAGCAUUAAGACUGUCCAAGCUGGCUUAAGGUUAAAGAAUAUGAAGUGCCAAUUGGUGACACCAGUGUAAGUCAUCAAGCUCAUUGCACCAAAUUGACCAUUGCAAUGCGACGGCAUUACUCUCGACAAGCUUAAAA